Drosophila serrata is the source of this 828-nucleotide messenger RNA. RefSeq lists its product as uncharacterized. Lineage: Eukaryota; Metazoa; Arthropoda; Insecta; Diptera; Drosophilidae. The record is from RefSeq and is a predicted model, not a curated record.
UGGAUCCGUCAUUCCUAUAGUGUCUCUCGUUUCAGUACACGAAUCGUUUCGGUCAGCAAAGCACAAAAAAUUGUAGCACUUUCUAGUUUCUAGUAAAUAACUACAGUUUUAUCUCAAAAUUUGAAAGAACAUUUUUGGAAAUUCCUUUGGUUGCUUUGAAAAUGGAUGAGCUAAUUGUACCGUCGUCGAGUUCGCACUGGUCGCUUCGCCUUGUGGACACCAAGAAGCCUUUUCCCAACCACAUUUUGGCCAAUGUCACCUACAAAAUUGCUCGCUUCUUUUAUCCUCCGUUCGCCGUCGGAGCCGUGGAUUUCACCCACGUGGUCAGCAAUCCCGAGUUGAACGCCUUUAACGUGGGACUCUUCUUGUCCUUUUCCGUGUUCCUUCCAUGCUUCAUCUAUGCUGUGUGGUUGAAUUUCCUAAAACCGACUUUUACUCUACAGAACACCGCUGCUCGAAAGUCGACCGAGCAGCAGGCCAGCAUUAAGAGUGAGGCUGAGAAGAACAAGGAUACAGUGGACCCGGAGUCCGACGAUGUCCUCACAGAGCCCAAUUGGGUGACCGUGUCCAAAGAAAGCAUCUUUGACGCAGCCUUGGGGACGGGUGGCAAGGAGAAGGAUAAUGUAAGGUGCCGCACUAAUAACGAUCUAGAUGGUGACAAAGAAGACGAUCUGGCAGGACGAAUCGACAGAGCUAUCUGGGGGAGAAAGAAUUGGUAGAAUCCUUAGAAAAAGUCUGGCCUAUCGGCCUUUUUCAGUCUUUGUACUCGUAGACUGUGUAUGAGUUUUGUAUCCUUCCAGCCAAACAACUCGAUUUAAGCUCCUUCAA